AUGAGCAGUGAAAAAAGUGUAACCAUAUCCAAAACAAUUCUAUUUAGCCAGGCAUUGAGUAGCUACUGUAGUAAACUAAAAUCAGAAUAUCAAACACUCCCUGAAAUUAAAAAUUUCAUAACAAAAUUAUCUGAACAAGUUGACAAUAGAUUUAAACAUACAAAAAAACACAUUUUGUUAGCAGAGGCGACCUUUUUGGAUCCUCGAUUUAAAAAAUAUGGCUUUAAAAACAACUUUGCUUUCCAAGAUGUAAAACGAUCAAUUAUAAACAAAGGCAAAUUAAUUUUAAGCCAACAACAGCAAAAUAAUGCAUUACCUUUACCAGCUUUGUCAGAACCGAUAAACGUUGAAAUGAACCAGAAAAUAGAUUCUAUUUGGAACGAAUUUGACACAGAAGUAAGCGAUAUAAUUCAGUCUCGAGAUCCUAACGCUGUAAUCAUAAAUAAAGUUGAUAAAUAUCUCCAGGAGCCACUGAUUCCAAAAACUGCAGAUCCGCUUAAGUGGUGGAACGAAAAUAAAAACAUUUAUUCGACAUUAUUUAUAAUAAUGAAACGGCGCUUAGGUGUUCAAGCUUCAUCAGUCCCGAGUGAGCGUGUAUUUUCAAAGGGUGCUUAG
Molecule: messenger RNA, 615 nt
Organism: Myzus persicae (green peach aphid)
Lineage: Eukaryota; Metazoa; Arthropoda; Insecta; Hemiptera; Aphididae
Product: zinc finger BED domain-containing protein 1-like
Exons: 1
Coding region: 1-615 (204 amino acids)
Molecular function (GO): protein dimerization activity
Source: RefSeq, a predicted model, not a curated record